UGAUAACAGUAUUUUUCCGGAUGAUACCGGUAACGUUUAUUUUCAACUAAUGCUGCUUUACAAGUUACUUAAAUUUUGAUGUCUGGAAUCAGUUCUUAAGUUUUUUAAUUCUAAUAAUUAUUUUAACUGUAAAUUAUUCAUUGUAAUGUAAUAGUACAGUAACAGUAGUUUGGUAGAACUAUUGAUUAUAGAAUUUUAUAACUGAAGUCGUUUUUGUGUCAAAAGAAAAUAUGGACUUGAAAAAACUAACUUGGCAAAAAUUCUAUUACAAGUUGAAUAAACUUAAUGUUAACUACACAGAUGAGUCAAUUGAAUCUAUGUUAAACCAUGCAGCUGAUGAUAUGAAGAAAGGCAUUUUAAAAUUUAAACCACAUGCAUCAACCCGACUUGUAUUUUAUAAAAGUGAUAAACCUGAUACUGAUUAUUUAUAUCCAAUCAUCUCUCAAUUGCUUUUCAUUGAUGAGAAUGAUGCCAAAAGUAUUUAUGAUAAAUACACAGAAAAUGAAGGCGAAGAUGGUACUAAUAAAGGUUUGACUGAAAAUGAUUUACAUAAUGUUUGUAUUAAUGUGUGGAACUUCUACAAUGAGGAACUUCUGUUUUUAUUCCGGUCAUUAAAAUACAUAUUGACUGCAGUUGAAAACCCAAACUAUCAUUAUUCGGCAGUUUGCAAAAAAUUUGCUCGGAAACAAAAUUGGAAAGAAUGGUAUUCUGCUUUACAAGAUCAAUUGUCUUAUGUUCGCUCAAUAACUUUUUUUGAUACUAUUGUGUACAAGCCUCUUCAAAAAAUAGUACAUAAAAAUCUACUAACAUUUAUUUUGAAUCAACAAAUAGAGAUAUUACAAUUAAUGGUACUUACUUCACUUAGAGUGAAUAAACUAACUAAAGAUGAUUUUAAUACUUGGAUUAAUAAUCUAAUAGACAAUAAUUUUGGGAAAAAUCAAACAUUGGAAUAUGAUUAUAAUAACUUGAACACUACAUAUGCUGCGCUUAUGUGUCAAAUAUCUAGUUUAGAAACGUUGCAUUCAUUGCAAAUGAUUUGUUUAUUUUGGGAGUAUGAUAACUAUAUUUGGACUUCAGAUGAAGAAUUUAUUGAAUCUGAUAAAAAAAUUAAAAUGAUACAACAUAGCAGUGAAUAUGGAGCAGUUUUAAUGGCUUGGGCAAUAUUAAAUUUAAAAGGACAAUAUGGAAUAAAAGAUUUACAAAAAUUGGAUGUUUAUACAGAUAUAAUGAGCCCAUUAAAGUUAUGGCCUUCCUUAUUAAAUAUGUGUCAAUCACCAGUAGUAAAAGAUCACACCAUAACAGAUAAAUUAGCAAGAAUUUUAUGUGAAAACUUAAUAAUAGAGAGUAUAGAUUUAGAUAUAUUUGAUUUAAUCGAUUAUGAUCCAUUACUUAUCAAAUUACUUUUAUAUUUACUAAGUAAAAAUUCAGAACUUUCAUCUGAAACAAUAAAUAAUUUGGAAUCUGGCAUUGGUCUCUUUAUUAAAAAAUUCAUGGGAAUGUAUCCUGUUGAUUUAUGUAGUCUUUUUGAUUUAUUUAUUGGAAUAAUUAAAGGAUCACCUCAAAAUUUAAAUAAGGUUUGGCAACUAAUGAAUAAUAUUAAAACUUUUAAUGCAGUUUUUCCACCUGAUGGACGGUAUAUUUAUGAUCAAGAAUCAGAUACAUUUUAUUUGACUGAUAAAUAUUUUGUAACUGAUGUAGUUUGCAAUAUAGAAAUUCCAAGUAACACUACAUUUAUAAGUGAUGGAGAUAUGGUUCAAUUUGAUUAUAAAGUUCCAGUUUUUUACUUCUUAAACUCGGCUAUAAAUAAUUUUAGAAUGUGUCGUGAUGGUGACAAAAAAAAUGCAUCAUACAAUGUAACAAAAGACAUGUUAAUAAGUUCAAUUGAAUUAAUUCAAACUAUUUCAAAAGUUGCAACAUCACUAAAUGAUGAUUUAAUGGGAACAUGUGAAACUUUGUUAACACUUAUACCUAGUGUAUCAUAUAUUGAUUCAAAUUAUAUUGCUGAUUCUAUGAUUGUAUCAAAAGUUUUAAAACUAGCCAGAUGCAUAUUAGUGUAUUUUCCAGAACAAACAAUGUGUUACUUUAAUGCAAAUAAUUUCUUCCCAUCCUUGGUUAGUGGUAUUGAAGACGCAGUAGUAAAUUUACAUCCAUUUGCACAAAAUUCAGUUGGAUUGAUGAUACUUAAAAAUGGUCCUGAUAUUUAUCCAGUAUUAACUCAAUAUAUUAAAUUUGUUGAAGCUGCAUUUAAAAUUAAACAUGUAUUAACGUCUCAAUGUGCAAUAGCUGGUCUUAUGUUUGUGUUCAAAAGUAUUAUGCCAUUGUUGACCAUGUCAGAUUUCUUUAUGGGACCAAAAGAAAAAAUGGAUUUAAGGUGGUCUUGUUUACGUCUUAUUUAUGUUAUUUCUGUACUGGAUUCAGGAAAUAGUACAUUACUUUCACCCGUUAAAAAAGUAUUAGACUUAUGUUUAGUUCAUAGUCCAUCAUCUAUUGCUUCAUUAAUUAUUUUGAAUAUUUCAACUAUAGGUGAAAAAGAUUUUAUAAAAGUUAUGCACAAUUACCAUAGUUGGACAAGUGGCAUUGGUAAAAGAAAUAUCCAAAGUCUCAUAUUUGCGUUAUCUUUGCUAAAUUAUAUAAUAAAUUCUAAACAAAUUACUGAAGUUAAACAAGAAAAAAAUAUAGCAAUGUUUGAUCCAGAAAGAAGAUUGUCUAAUUUGUUGUCUUACCGCUUGACAGUUUUUCAUAAUAAGUUAAAUGUAUUAUCACUUACUAUUCUUGGAACUUUAGCUGAAAAGCGGUUUGUUUCAUUUAGUCUUUCAAUGGGAUUUGAUAAUGACAAGAGAGCAAGGAAAGAAAUGUUGUCAUAUUUGAAGUUACAUCGUUUACAUUCUGUUAAUAUUGUAAAAAUGUUGAGAUUUUUACAUAAUGCCAUUUCAUAUCAAUGCAAAAUGUUUGAAAUAAUUUUAAAUGUUGAACUCCUUGAACAAUGUAUUAAGAAUAAGAAACGUAUUGAAAACAAUGAUGACAGCAUUUUGUGGUUUAUUGAAUUAGAACUUGAAACAGAUGAUUUUAAACAAGAACAGGAAAAUCAUGUGUACCUUGAAACAUUGGGGAUUAUUCAUACAUUGUGGUACAAUAGAUUUAAUCUUGCUAUGAAUUAUUUGGAACAAAACAAUAGUUUUUGGAAAUUAAUUUUUAAACCCUUAUUUCAUAAUAAAAUGAUUCCUGAAAUUAAUUCAGAAAUAAUUUCAAUUUUAUCGCUACAAGCCCACAGUUGCUCAAUUGAAAAUAAAAACGAAUUUUCUGAGCAAUUGGAUAUAUUUUUGAAAACUAGACUUAAUAGUAUGCUUAAAAGUUUUUUACUAUAUUUUGAUGAAAAUAAAACCGAAGAAGCAAAUGAUAUUAAAAGAAAGUUAUUAUAUUCAUGGAAAUUUUUUACACUUCUUGUUUUAAAAAAUAAAAAUAAUGUUGUAAGUGAUAAAUAUCAAGUAGUUGAAAAUGUUUUAAAAAUGUUCAUUAUGGAGUUGAAAAGUGAAGAUUUAAGUUUAAUAACCAGCCUUGGAGAAUGUUUACUUAUUAUGUUGCAGAUGUGGAAAAAAAAUUGUGUUCAAAAAAAUAAGACUAGUUAUAUUAAUAUUAAAACUAUCUUAAGAUUAGUAAACAAAAAUGAAACAUUAAUUAAAAAUCAACCUUCAAAAACAACUGUAUUAAUUGUAGUAAAUGAGAUCACAAGCAUUAUUUUUUCUGAUAUAACACUGAAUAAUGACGAAGAAGAGGAUUUGUUAAAUGAAAUUUAUAGUGAAAUUUGUGAACUUACUGAACAACAUUUAAAUUGUAUUGAAGAAAAUAAUCAUGAUUAUCACUCUUAUCUCAUAAAUUUAAGAUUGGUGAAUGCUCUAUUUUACAAAAGUAUACCAGCUGUAAUAAAAUCUUCAAAUUGGCAUAAAUCAUAUUUAUUAACUAAUGCUAUUGUGCAGAUGUUUUCUCAUACUGAGAAAAAUUACAGAGAUAAUAAUGUCAAUAGUAUAACUGUAGAAGUAACAGACUUCUUGCUAUAUUUGUCAACUUUCAAAGAAUUUCAUUCACAGUUUGGUACUCAACCAGCAAUCAUAAAACAACUAUGUACUCUAUUGUCUGCUAAAUCUAUCACAUCAGAUUUUAAUGGUGUUGAAACAAAAUAUGAUGAUUUUAAAAGAAUGGAAGUUUAUUCAAACUAUUAUAAAAUAUUAACAAAUUUUUUAAUUAAUUGUGAUGAUUGUGUAAAAAAAGAAGCGAUUAAAUACCUGACUACCAUUUACAAUGAUCUGGCUACUAUUUUAAAUUUUCCAAAUAGUAUGAAGUUAUCCACUUUACAUUUAAGUCUAGUACAAUCAGUAAUUAAACUAAUGGAUCUUAUGGUGUCUAAAAGUUAUUAUUUUCAUUGGAAAUCACUUGGUGGCUCUUGUUUUAUUGCCUUAGAAAAAUGUAUUAUAAGUAUUUGGGAAUGUGCCUAUGGAUCUUACACACAAUUAAAUGAUCCUGACAAACUUAUAAUGAGUAUGUUUAAAAAAGAAAAAGUACAAUUAAAUUUAACAGGAUGGAAAACGAGAGGAGAUAUUUUUUCUGGGCAAGAUUUAAAGAUGAUUAAUGAAACAAGAAAAAUAUUAUUUGAAAUGUUAUAUUGUUGUAAUGCAAUUCUUGCUAGAAUCAUGGUUCCGCCAUAUGAAAUUGUAUCAUUACUACAGUUAGGUAAAACUGAUGCUGUACUAUUUAAAAACAUAAUGUGCGAUGAAGUAAUUUUAGACCAAAAAUUUAGUACAUUUUGUACCAUUGAAGAACUUGUAAAUAUAGUAGUAUUUAUUUCUGAUAAAAUUACUCGUCAUGGGACAAUAUCAACAUCUUUAAUAUCGGCUUUAAACGAACGUUAUGUAUUAGAUGUUGAUGUUACAAAUUUAAAUAAUGCCCUAGAAUUAUGCAUUUAUAUUUUUACGAGUCAACUCUUAAUGAAAACAUUACAAAAUAAUGAUAAUCAUAAAUAUUUAAAUGAAAUUUCUGACAUUGCUAAAAAUAUGAGUUUACUUCUAUACAGAACCAUCAGUAAAGACUUAGAGGAAAGAAAAAUUACUUUAGUUGAUAUUAGAUCACAACAGUCAAUUGGAGAUGGAUCAGAUGAUUUGUUAAUUGGUUUUAUGAAACUUCUAGAAUUUAUUAAAGAUAUACAUAGAUCAUCUACAACACUGAAUCAUAAUUUUAGAACUGUUUAUGCAUCAUAUUAUUAAUUUAUGUUAUUUUAAUUUGAAAUCCGAUUUAAACUAGUGAAGACUGAUACAUGUUGUAUUAUGCAUUAAUUAAUUUAUAGAAGUAUCAAAUCUUGAAUACAAUAAAAUAUUUCAACAUAAUUUAUUUUUAAUGAUUGGUAUUUUUGUAAAAAAAUAUAUUUUCAAUUAACUUGUAUUCUAUAACCUAAGUUUUUUCUUUUUUAUAAAGUAUUUUAACAAAAUAAUUAUUAAUAUUCAAUAAAUAAAUAAUAAGUUUUUUGGAUAAA
Molecule: messenger RNA, 5521 nt
Organism: Daktulosphaira vitifoliae (grape phylloxera)
Lineage: Eukaryota; Metazoa; Arthropoda; Insecta; Hemiptera; Phylloxeridae
Gene: Nup188
Product: nucleoporin Nup188
Exons: 28
Coding region: 231-5255 (1674 amino acids)
Biological process (GO): RNA export from nucleus; protein import into nucleus
Cellular component (GO): nuclear pore inner ring
Molecular function (GO): structural constituent of nuclear pore
Source: RefSeq, a predicted model, not a curated record